AUUUUGGUUGUUAUUCUCCGGAACCAUUAUGACACACAGUUAUAACUGGGAUUUUAUAAUUCUACUCCCCUCCUUAACUAACUGAUUUGACUUAUUUGUAAUGAAUGGAAGGUUGAUGCCUGACAGUGAAUCAGCGCCUGGGGGACCAUGUGGACGACAACCAAACCAACUCAUUUCAGUUAGUCAAAAAAUAGACACGGAACAUCCACAAAAAUCAGUAAUGCCAAUGCAACAAUAUUAUCACCACCCAAUAUCACCCAGAAGGUUAAAUUAUCCGCAACAACACUCUUAUGAUCAACAGCACCUUUUGGACAGUCACCAUUUUCAGUGCUUUCCAGUGCAAUCAGAAUUGAAGUACAAUUAUUCUGAUGAAUCGUCUAGUUUCUAUCAGCCAACAUCUGUACGUAAUUAUCAAUCGAACCAUCAAACGAGGGUAUCUGAACGCUUGCCUAAACAUAAAUAUCUCAAUCACCCAUUUCAUCAGAAACUUUUGGAUCCUAAUUUAUCCAUUUUACUCCAUCCUCAAAAUCAGUCAAAUGCACCGACAGAGGCGCUAUUUAGUGGGGCAAUAACAGAUGAUGAACUCUUAUCAUCACAACCGCCUCCUCCACCAUUACCACCUCAUCAUAUCUUGUUUCUUCCUUCGUCAGAAACAGCAUUUAAACCGAUAAAUCACCAGUAUACUGAACGAAAUGCAUCAUCCUCACAAUCCAUUCAUGAAUGCAAUAGUGAGAUUAUUGAUGCUGGUCGUGGUGGCAGUCAUGGCUGUCCCAUUGCUAAUAGUAGUAGUAGGAGUAGUACGAAAAUGAAUUCCACACCAAAUUUAUUAGACCACCACGGUACAACCAAUACUACUGUCAAUACUUCUGAAUAUUUUAAUCCCUUGUUGUACAAACAUCGACAGUUACAAAUGCAAAUGCAGAAUUUAAAACAUUUACAACAACAGGACAAAUAUCAAGCUAGACUACCUACCUUAUGGACUUUUUGUGGAACAACAAAGAGUACGGAGGAACUAUUGAAAAGGCAAAAGAAAUUAGAUCACCUACAAUACUGUCUGCAAAGGUAUGAAAUUGAACGUGAGGAGGCUGGACAAGCAAUUUGCCGGAUCGAGGAACGUAUGCAGGAGUUAGAAGCUCGAGCAACUGACCUACUGGAAUUCGAUAUUUCAAAGAACCUAAAUGACAACAACAGGAUGAAUUCUAUGCAACAACAUUGGGGGACUAGCUCGACUGAUUUCAGUCAAGCGGAACAGUUACCAUCAAAUGAUGAGUUUGAAAACCACUAUAUUAGUUGGUUGCAAAGUAUUGAAAAUACAACAAACACUCUGAAGACUCCUUUUCUGAAUGAACAUAAUACGAGUUCGGAAGAUAUUUAUACUCAGAAUAACUACAUGUACAUAGAACCAUCUCUGAAUGAUAACACAGCGUCGAGUAACCAACCUAAACAACAUUGUUCACUAGGACAUUCUUUCAACUCUUUACCUCUGCCUAGUGCAAACGGUACAGCACUACCUGGGAACAAUAAUUCACCGGAAUCUAAACGAAAUCUACUAUUGGAACAUUUGAUGAUUCAAAGACAGCGGUUAGCUACAGCUGAUGCCUCAGUCACAUCGCUAGCAAAGCGAUUAAUGCUGUUGAACUCGAAUUCGAAACUACAACAAGAUGUUUUGCUGAAUAAACCACGGAAGCUUUCAUACUCUGGUAAUCCAACUGAACAAAAUACGUCGAUGUUCCAUGAAUUAACAGAUAAUUCUGCAUUUUACAACAAACAAGCCAUAUCAAGUUCACUGGUUGAGUCAAAGACCCUUCGAAAUUCAAAACAUAUGAGUAGUUAUGCAAAUCCGGUGGUUCACAGUGAAGGUUCCGGUGGUGCCGCUGGUGAUGAUGGUAUUGGUAGCAGUACAUUCCAAUCUCGAUUUAUUCGCAGUUUGGAGGACGAUAUUUUAAUCCGUGCAUAUUCAACAAAGAACAAGCAAACAGCUUGGCAGAAAUCUAGUACAAUUGAACGAACAAACGGUUCAAGUGUUCAAUAUCUGUUAGACUCUCCUCAGUUGAAAGACAUUAAAUUGACUAGCGCUACGCGUAAACUCAAUGAAACUUCAUUUAACUACCUCAAUUCUAAUAGUACUACUACCAUUAAUAGCACUAAUAACAAUACUGACAGUAGCAUCAUAACUAGUGAAUUCAGUGCUUUACUAAAAAAGGGUACACCAACUGCCAAUAAUGAAAGGCAAAAAUUACCGACACCUAUUCGUACGAAUUCAUCAACAUGGUGUACAGGAACACAUUCCCAAAGAAUCCCACAGGUUACACAACUUGCAAGACACCAACGUGCUUCAGAAAAUGGCUACAUAGAAUUAGCUAAUACCAGCUCUUCCCCGGUACCAGAAGAUGAUUAUACAACUCGACUUUUACGAGAGACAUCGAAAACACAGUUACCUAGUCGUAGAUAUUUUAAUACCAAUGCUCCAAACAAUUCUAUGACAGGAUUUCUAACCCCUGUAAAUUGUCCACUAGCAACAGCACAACUGUUAUCCUGCAGUGACAAAACUUUGCCUAGACAAUCAUCACCAUUUGUAAGGCAACAAGUGCAGCAACUACCGCAUCCACCACCACCUCUUCCGCCGAAACCAAGUCAAAUCAAUCCAAAAACAUCGAUAGACUCACAAGAACAUCUCAGUGCUGAAGAUGAAGAAGUGUUUAAAUUUAUGUCACGAUCAUUUGACCCCAAUGAUGAGUUAAGUUCAGAUUUCCAGGUGAAAGCCAAGCGUUAUAUUAAACAGAAAUCAGAGUAUGCAUUUAAUUUGAGGGAAUUUUUAAAAACUCUUCACCAUCCGGUGGAUGAUUUAGCCGUGAAAACGUCUGACACAACUGCAUUACCCCAAUCAAACAGUGGAAUAUGUCUUACAAGUAUACUCGGCAACUGGAUCACAUUAAGAACUUCCCGAGCACAGAAACCUCUGCCAGCGGAGGAAUCCUUAGAUUAUUUUCAGUGCAAAAUCAUUUUGACCGGCAGAAUAUGUGGUGGUUAUUUGUGGAUAAUGAAGAAACCAAGUCGUACUAGGAAUAAUAUCUGGGAAUCAAUUAAACGUCGAGUACAUGAUUCAUCGUCUACUCAGUCAACAAAUGGUGAGAAUGAAAAAAUCAAUAAACGAAUAAUAAUACGUAGUACAAGCCAAGCCAGAUGGUGUCGUAAAUGGCUGUCAUGUGACAUGCUAGAACAAAAGAUUUUUAUCUGUGAAAGAAAAGGCAAUGGCAGAAUUGAUUGUACUAUAAACUUUUCAAUUAUCAAAGUUGUCCAUCAAAGGAGUACAGAACAACUAUUAGAUAGUCAAAAAUCCUUUUCAUUAUCGCCUAGAAUUUCCCAAAGAACUCUUUAUUCUUUGGUGAGUACCGACAACAACAACAAAAAUGACGAAAAAGGUAAUAGUGAAAGUCAAGACAGUUUUAAAAUUAUGACGGAUAACAAUCACAAUCAUCGGAGACAGCAAUCAUUAACAUUAUCAUCAACAACAACAGCUACAGCGGUAACAACAAUAACGACAAGUGAGACAGACAGAAGUGACGUUGAACAAAUAAACUGUACAGAAAAAACUGAAACAUUCUUUUGCUUAGAAACUACUUUACAUACUUAUUUUUUAAUGGCACCAUCACCAGAGUUGACAAGAUUGUGGAUGGAUGUUUUAAAGCAAGGUGAGUGAUUGUUUAAUGGAUAGUUCACUUUUAUCACUGCUAUCAGAAAUAAUGGCCUAGUCAUCCUGAAGAGGGCUCAGCGUGACCAAACCAAGACGUGGCACCAGUCGAUAAAGUCUCUGACUAUUAAUCCAAGUCGUGUAGGGAGGGGCCGGCUGCUGGACUGAGCUCCUUUAGACGACAGGAAUCAGUGGUUGAGGAGAUGUCUAGAAAUUAGCCACCAUGGUGUGGAUGGAUUCCUCCCUUGACAUCUUCUGAAGCUUAAGUUUUUGCAUUAAUCUCCAUCUGCAGAUGGUUUCUUCUCUUGUUCACCAUUGUCUAUCUUGAUUUCAGUCUUUUUCUAUUCAUUUGUUCUUCGAGUACUAAUAUGAAGCAACUUGCAUCGAUACACUUGUGUGAGAGGUUCUACGAUGAUUUUGUCAGUCAAUCAUUUACUAUACAAUAAACAUACUCUAGUGACCAGUGACCACCAUUUCAUACUAUGAGUUGAAGAGGGGAUCUGCCUUGGAUCUCAUUGGUUAGCUUGACAGCCCAAAAAUUUUUUCUCGUUAACAUGCAUUAUUUUCAGUGGUUGAUUUUCACUGAAGGGAAUAUAAUGAAAUUGAUUAACUGCCUUCUUAAAAUUAAGUGAGAGGACGGAAACCAUCUUAGCUUAUUACGACUCGAUAACUGAGUGGAUACGGCUCUAGCGUUUGAAGCGAUAGGUUCCAGGUUCGAGUGUUAGGGGGAAAAACAUCACUCACUGUGGGACAGCAAGUACGUCCAGCUGACGAGUUCCAAAAAGGACGAAAAGUGCUUCCUGGAUUUCACUACAAGGUUAUACCCAAGAUUAUUACCAUCUUGAUCAGUGUCAAACGUGGUCUUCAAAUAAGUUGAUUCUGAGACAUUUUGUCAGUUUCUUCGCAUUAUAAAUUUACUUAAAAUAUAGAUUUAGAUAUUGUAAGCAGGUUCAAUGAAUGAUUGAUUUCUAUUUUAGCCAAAUAAUGGGUUUUUAAAUAUCUAUUACAGGUUUAAAGUUUAUUCAUUUACAUAUUUUGAAAUUUUUCAGUCCAAAAGUGCGAUUUAAAUAUUCGCCGCGUUUUGAAAUUAUGCUGUAAUAAUGAUCUGACCGUUCCACUUGGAUGUGAAAACAGUGCAGUCGACAUAGCGUGAAAUACCGAGUAUCACUUCAUGAAUAGUGAACAAUAUUUUAGAGAAAGAUUUAUUUAUUAGUGCAUGAAAUCCAGUCAAAAGAAACCCCAUGAAGACACAGACAGAAAACAUCAACGUAAAGCCUCCCAUACAAGUGCAACGGUUCAAGUUGCCAACCUUCGUAGUAGCAUGCGAGGAACAAGUGGAUAUAAAAGAUUGAUAUCAAAGUAGACAAAGGUAUGUGGGAGGAGACGGUAUUUAAAAAUUAAGCUUAGUCAACACAUUCAAGCUUUAGAUGUCAAAGAGUGAAUACAUGUGCACCAAUAUGAUAGACUUUCAGCGGUGUCACGAAGGUUUCUCCAUCACUGAUUCAUAUCAUCCAAAGGACUCCGAUGAGGCAGUUUACAUUUCCCAACACGGCUCUGACCUACUGUCUGGGACUACAUUGACUGGUGUCAUCUCUUGGUCUCGCCACCCUGAACCCUCUUCAAACUUAAUCAUACCUCCCCCAGCAAUAACAUGCCGAGGUAGGCAGGGGUUGGGCAUGAGCAGUACAUGUCCAAGACAUUUCAGUUGACUGAAGUUCACAACUCCAACAGCCGGCUGGCCUAUCUUGCCUAGUACCCUUCGCCCGACGUUAACAUUGCUCACACAGCGAUUCCAUCAUACACCAGCGAUGUUACGAAGAAACUUGUGAUAGAAGUCUCGUAAUCGCCUCAUUUCUUCUACUUUCGACAGCUAUGUCUCACAACCGUAUGACAGGACAGAACGGACUGCAGCACAGUAUACUCGUCCUGUAAUAGGUAGUCGGGUAUCUCAGCAAUCGGCACCAAAGCUGAUGCUAGUUGAAAAUGCCAAACAUGCCUCCGGUGUCCGAGUGAGGAAUCUAUCAACAAUCAGCCAGCUUAAGCUGAUGCAACUCCCCAAUGAAGUGAGAUGAUCGACACAUCCCACCACCUCACUCCCUAUAAAAAACUGGAAGUACUUGCAGCAGACCAGUUCUGAAGCAUCAUCUUACAUAUGACAGAGGGCAACGAAAUGCAUGUCAAACAUAAUAAGAUUUCUGUCCAACGUAUCAGCAUAUUCACCGAUGGGGACAAUAUCGUCUGCAUAUUCCAAGUCGACCAGAUUGUCUCCAGGGAGUAGAUCAAUCCCUGUGAAGUCAGACAUACCUAAAGUUAUGUCUACUUACUAAUGGACCAUUAAGUAGGAACGGUGACAGUGAGCAUCUCUGGUGGACGCCACUGGCUGUCAUCAACUCACAUGAAAACUCUCCAUUAGCCCUUACAUGGGUACGUGGGUUCGAGUAGCGAGCUUUAAUGACCAAUACAUACUUGGUACCUCCUUCAUAGUUAGACACUGCCACAACACCUCACGGCAGAAUUAGUCAAAUGCCACCUUCAGGUCAAAAAAUAUGGCAAGGGUCAUCUGACUGAUUGCUUCCAAAAUGUCUAUUACCACAAAGCGGAUGGUAAUACCCAGCCACCUAUUUUCGAAAACGCCUUUCGCGUCUGGAUGAUAGAACAACAUAUAUAACCCACUCCUAUAAGAUGAAAUCUCUGACCACGAUGAUAGGCGAUGCAAUGUUCGCCCAUUUGAAGGAGCUUCACAGUUUCCCUUUCAAAUAAAUUUAUCAAUGAGUUUAAAAAUGAACAAGAAACUAAUGCUGAAGAAAGUCCCCUCACGAAUGUGCUGAAACCAUGGAAAAUAUCAUGCAAAAAAGUGUGAAGAGAUUCAAUGUGUAUAAAAAACGAUGGAGCUUAUGAAACUAAUUUUAAAAGACGUAACUAGUUAAAACUAAUUACGCUUGUAGUGAUCAGAAUGCAGGAAGCAUUCGAACAGGUUGACUGACUUUUAUACUUGCCAAGAAGCACUUUGAGUAGUGAUGUGAAUAUUCAUUCACUUCUUGGUUGUAUUGCGUUCUCUGAGCUGAGUUGUUUAGUCAUGGAGCCUUCAUCGUCUUUCUAGCCCAGUGGUUGAGUUGCAAUGUAUUCGCGAGGGCUUGCUCUCUCACGAGGUCUUUGGUGCACACUGCUGGGGGGCUCAUCACUACAAACGAAAUAGCUUUCCAGCAAGUCUUCUCAGGUUGCUGUUUUUAUACAGUUCAACUGAUUUCAUUCAACACAUGACAAAGAUACACUUUGAAAUCAAUAAUUUGAUUUUACUUCUUUUCUUUUUCCCACCCAUAGCAAUGAGAAUGGGUUCUGCAUCCAUGAAUACUGACUGAGAAAACUGCUUUGCAUAUUUACUUAUUUUCAACGAAUAAAAUCGAUUGGACUAUACAAUAACAUUCAAAUAUAUUGUUUUUAAAAAAUGCUGUAUAAACACUACUUUUCUACUUUUUACCCACUGUCUUGUUCAUUUCUUUUGUUUAGGCCAAUUUUAUGCUUUUUGGAAACAAAUUGCUUUCAUGCACAC
Molecule: messenger RNA, 7241 nt
Organism: Heterobilharzia americana
Lineage: Eukaryota; Metazoa; Platyhelminthes; Trematoda; Strigeidida; Schistosomatidae
Source: the annotation of a GenBank genome assembly